Helianthus annuus (common sunflower) is the source of this 999-nucleotide messenger RNA. RefSeq names its product ER lumen protein-retaining receptor. Gene Ontology annotation, molecular function: ER lumen protein retrieval receptor activity. The transcript is spliced from 6 exons. The record is from RefSeq and is a predicted model, not a curated record. The coding region runs from base 151 to 798 and encodes 215 amino acids. Gene Ontology annotation, cellular component: cis-Golgi network; membrane; endoplasmic reticulum. NCBI's taxonomy places the organism in Eukaryota, Viridiplantae, Streptophyta, Magnoliopsida, Asterales, Asteraceae. Gene Ontology annotation, biological process: endoplasmic reticulum to Golgi vesicle-mediated transport; protein retention in ER lumen.
GUUUCGUUUCGUUUCGUUUCAGGAGGUUUUACAUUUGGGGAAAGAACGAAAAUACCAGAAAGAACGAUCUCAUUCUCUCUGCUUGGAUCACUCCAACAGAUCGCUUUCAAUACCACAUUCUCCAAGCAGAUCGCUUCCACAUUCGCAACCAUGAAUAUAUUCAGACUUGCAGGCGACAUGACUCAUCUCUUCAGUGUUCUCGUCUUGCUCUUGAAGAUUCACACCAUCAAAUCAUGCGCUGGGAUUUCACUGAAGACUCAGGAGCUCUAUGCACUGGUGUUUACUACUCGCUACUUGGAUAUAUUCACGGAUUUCAUUUCACUAUAUAAUACUGUCAUGAAGUUAAUCUUUCUGGGGAGUUCGUUCUCUAUUGUAUGGUAUAUAAGGCGCCACAAGAUUGUGCGUAGAUCAUAUGAUAAAGAUCAAGAUACCUUCCGCCAUUAUUUUCUCGUGAUUCCUUGUUUGGUUUUAGCUGUGUUUAUUAAUCAUAAGUUCACUUUUAAGGAGGUAAUGUGGACAUUUUCUUUAUACUUGGAAGCUGUUGCGAUACUCCCGCAGUUGGUCUUGUUGCAAAGAACUAGAAAUAUCGACAAUUUGACUGGUCAAUAUGUGUUUCUUUUAGGAGCAUACCGUGCAUUGUACAUUUUGAACUGGAUCUACCGCCACUUUACCGAGCCUCAUUAUGUUCACUGGAUCACUUGGAUAGCAGGGGUAGUCCAAACAUUGCUCUAUGCUGAUUUCUUCUACUACUACUUCCAAAGCUGGAAAAACAAUGAAAAGCUCCAGUUACCUGCUUGAUGCUCGUUUUAUGAUAAUGAUAGUCAGGCGAUAGAGUUUUGAGAGUCUUACUUUAUAUACUUUACUUUACAGAGGAGCUUAUCAGCGUAUGCUAUUUCUGUUAUUUUUAGUGCUUUCUUAACUUAGUGUAAUGUGAUUUGACACUCUUACUCUCUUCCAAAUUAACUUGAUCAGAUAUACUAGAUAUUAAGCUUAUCAUAA